AUGUAUAUCGUACAUCUAAGUGGAUGCACAUCUGUACAUCGUGUAUCGGAGAAGGAGGCGGAGAAGAUAGAUAAGAAAAAGACGGAAGCGCGGAGGGUGGUUUUUGCAGCACGGUCUCACCGUCUAUUCUUCGCAGCACUCGGCGCAUUAUUCAUGAAUGUCAUACAAGAAGUUACACGGGCUCGCAUAUCGGGAGUCCUCCAGCGGCUAAAAUUCAAGGCACAAUUCAAAAGUGUACAUCGUACAUUCAAUCAGGCGCACGCCAUACACCUGAAUACGUGUAUCUUGUACACCUGGCUGCUUGAGAUGAGAAGUCAUUGGUGCUGUCUUGACUCAAGGAUGAAAUCUGCGGCGCCAGAAAUACUGCUUGUCCUGGUCUCAACGGGCCACAGCGUCAUCUGUUACGAUGGAUCCAGAUUCCAUUCCAGCGCGGAUCAUGGCUGCACUGAUGGACUUUUUGGGAGCAUCCACGUACUUGUCUCCUUCUGCCAUCUUGGAGAGCCUGGUAAUGAUGUGGCCCAGAACUUGGAUGGCUUCUGCUGCACUUCGGAGGCUGGAGACGAUCAGCGAAAUGUUGCAGCCCGUUGGUAUUCCAUCGACUUUUUGACCAAACCAGGCUUCUUUGGUAAUCCGUCAAGCGAAGGCCAUUUUCGUCAAGAAGAUGAGCUUUCCCAUCGCCAACAUCCAAAUGAAAUCGCCUCCGAAAAGUCCGAGAUCACAGUGAAAGCCCUUCCGGUCGCUAAGUUCCCGCCGAACAAGACCCAAACAUCGAAAUCGACAGAAGAGUCCUUGUCGGAUUCUCUAGCGCGCUGUAAUUAUCUUUACCCGACACUUGACCUCGGUCUCAAAUACAUGCCUACUGCUCUCAAGGAUACUAUCUGGCCUUGUUCUAACCAGUUGCAUACGCAACAAGGGCAUUUCCCGCAAGUUUCUGCACAAGGACUUCAUCUUUGUCCGACGCCGACUCAAGGGUGGGUAGACAAGGUAGCAACUUCUUCAAACACUGUCUUGGCUGACUUAAUGAUGCCGAAGAAUCCCGAAAUCGUAGUAUCAACCUCUGCCUCCAGCAAGGAAGAAAAUGACAUCUGUGGGGAGCUUAGGACGUCAGAAACGCUGAAGUAUGGUCGCUGCCGGAGAAAUGGCUGUACUUGCCAGGGAGAUUAUCCGCAGGAGAGCAUAUGCAUAGAUGGGAGUUCUUGGGAUCAAGCAAUGCUUCGAAGACUUCUCAAAUGGGAUGAGGAGAGGUUGAAGAGAUGUGACAUGAAGCAGUCUGGCAUGUGCUGGGAGAGAAUGUCUUUGUGCGCAAUCGCUGUUGAUGCCUUGAUGGUCACGCUAUGGCACCGUCUGGCUUGGGAAUGUAAGGGCAAAAUGAUGGUGUGUGGGUAUGAGAUUGAUGCUGAACUGACCAAGUGGGUUGAUUUACUCCAUAUCGUUCUACCGAUGACAGCGUUUGCAAAACUGACGCCCGCCCGCCUCCAGGCUGUUGUACCGAGUGUGCGGUAUGUCUGCGCCUGCGCCCUGUGCCUGUGUAUGAUUGUGGUGAUGUAUGCUUUCCUGCCCAUGCCGCUGCCAUGGCCUCAGGAUGAUCAAUCAACCUGA
Pseudocercospora fijiensis CIRAD86 is the source of this 1599-nucleotide messenger RNA. RefSeq lists its product as uncharacterized. The record is from RefSeq and is a predicted model, not a curated record. NCBI's taxonomy places the organism in Eukaryota, Fungi, Ascomycota, Dothideomycetes, Mycosphaerellales, Mycosphaerellaceae. The transcript has 20 exons. Bases 1 to 1599 code for a protein of 532 amino acids.